Molecule: messenger RNA, 515 nt
Organism: Argiope bruennichi
Lineage: Eukaryota; Metazoa; Arthropoda; Arachnida; Araneae; Araneidae
Exons: 4
Coding region: 61-402 (113 amino acids)
Source: RefSeq, a predicted model, not a curated record
UAAAGAUUCAGCAAGACCUAGCAAAUCGUGGAUUCACUCGGAAACUAAAGUAUCAGAAAAAUGAAUCGUAUAAUUUUGUCAGCUUUCCUUGCUAUGCUGAUUGUGGCAUGCGUUGAGGGUCAGCAGCAGGAAGGAGAAGAAUGUGGUACUAUGUAUAGAAGAAGAUGCAGAGCAAACCAGUAUUGCUAUAGGCCCAAUUUUAUGCCUUUGGAUAUCAGUUACUGUCUGACAUACAGAGGAAGAGGUAUGCCCUGCGAUGAAAUGUUUCGUUGUCAACCUGGACUAGAAUGCACAGAAAGAAGUGGUGGUUGGUUUCCAAUGCGAAGAUGCCAGGAACCCGCUAGCACAACUACGUCUACAUCAAUGCCAGAGACUGUUGCCACCAGUUCCACCGCGCAAUGAAAUUUUGUAUUCCGAAAAAGAAAUAAUUUUAUUUAUGUUUGAAAAGAUUGUGAACAUGAAAUUUGUUUUAAAUUGUUAUAAGUGAAAAUAAAAAAAAUUUUUAUGGCUCUGAA